UAGUCAGUCAGCCAGCGUCGGCAGUAGUGGUACGAACAAAUCCCCCAGCCGAGCUCAAGUACGUAAGGAUAACAAAAUACAGUCGAGUUCUUUCGCAGUUAUCUCAAGAUAAGAGUUUCAUAACAAAAAUGUGAGUCAUUUUUGUGAGCAGUGAAUUUAAAUUUAUUCCAAAUUAUGGUAAUUAUGUACCUGCAAAAAUAAGUCGUGUGAUUGUGCAAAGUUUUGUCAAAGAUUUAUAAAAUAACAAAUACAUAUGCCAAAAAUAUAAGGCAUGUGCAUACGAGUGCAGGAACAUACAUAAAUAGCACAUGUUAGUAUCAGGACUGAUGAUUGGCUUGUGCAUUGGUUACACCCAAAGUUGUUUGUUUUGACUAUUGAGUAUUGGAAUUGACCAGCACAUAUUUGAAAAUUUAAAUGAAAUGUCAACUUGUUGUGGAAAGUGACCUUGUCUUGUGUAAUAAUGUGAAUAUAACUUUGGAUUAUCGAAGAUGAGGAUGAGAUGACCAGGGGAUUAGCAACAUUAUGUGCAAGAUGUACAUACAUCAGGCAUUAUCAAAGGGGCCAGUCUGGAUGAUCAGAAGAUUUUGACUUGUAUCAUACACGCCACAUUUCCACCUUAUAUUCAUGAUCCACUCCGAAAUAAAGGGAUCAAUAAUUAAGUAAACUUUGAAAAAUGACACAUUGGGACAAGUGGAGCUGCUGGUUUCUCGCCACCCUCGUCGGCUCCGUAUGGAUAGGAACGUGUCUGGGCAACAAAUGUCCUCCGCCGGAAACUAUAAUGCCUUGUCGGUGUCGAGGGCGGAAUGAUCAGAUUCAAGUUUGGUGCAGCCACUCCGAUCUCGAACGGGUGAAUGGUGCCCUCGAGAAUUUGAUGCGACUUCGCAGCAUGCCCGCUAUUGACGAGUUGAUCGUGGAGAAUAACAAGAUGCCAACACUUCCGGCCAGGGCUUUUGGAGCUCUGCAGAUUGGACGCCUCCUCCUCCGCAACAACGGUUUAGAGUCCCUCUCGCGCAAUGCAUUCGCCGGGUUGGAGGAUUCCCUGGAAGAGAUUUAUAUGGUUGAGGACAAACUGAUUGACUUUCCCUUUGACGCCAUCGAAAAAUUGCUAAACUUGGAAGCGUUCACAGUUGAAAAGAGCAGGAUGCGGCUCCUCCCCAAAUUCAACGGGUUGUCGCGUCUGAAACAUAUUCGAAUCGAUGGUUCGGCCAUCUCCGCCUUGCCUGUGGGAGCCUUUGCCGCAAUGUCCACCAUAAAACAGAUUCACAUCACAAAUUCAAAGGUGGAUCGUUUAGCAGAAGGGAUUUUUGGUCGGUUGGACUCACUCCUCUUGGCAAAUUUUAGUGGAAACAGGAUAGACCACGUUCAGCGGAGGUGUUUUUCCCUCUUGCCCAGGUUGGAGGUGCUGUCGAUAGGGAACAAUAGGCUUAGCGACGCCUCCAACGUGGGUCGUUCAAUGGAGGAGUUGACCUCUCUCAAGUCCCUGGACCUCUCACAAAACCAGUUUAAGGAAGUGCCUGAGGGCUCCUUUGUCAAUCUGAGGUCACUUCAAUUACUUAAUUUAGGAGGGAACCAGAUCUCACGCGUGUCGACACGUUCCUUUACCCAUCUCCCCGCUCUCAGAAAAGUGGACUUGAGCAACAAUUUGCUGCGAAACUUUCCCAAGCAACUCUUCGAUACGACCCCACUUUUGGAGGAAUUCAGAAUUCGUAAGAAUCAACUGGGCUCUGCAGCCGAGAUUGGUGAGCUGCUCUCCUCUCUAAAAUCCCUCCGCUACGUUGACCUCGGUGACAAUGGGAUCACUGAGCUGCCCUCACGCGCCAUCCGGGAUCACACCCAACUGCAGACCUUGGACCUCAGUGACAACAGAAUUACCCGGCUGCAGCGGAACUCCUUCGUCAACCUCCCCUCCCUGGUCGAACUCAGCUUGAAAAACAAUUCUCUCGCCCUCGUCGACACGGAGGCGUGGGACGUGCCCACCUUGAAGGAACUCGACUUGAGCCACAACGCUCUCUCGGAAAUUGGCAGUGCUACGUUCAAAGGAUUGAGCAGCUUGGCCAGGUUGGACUUGAGUCAGAACCAAAUAAAAAUAUUAACCGGGGCUACAUUUUCACCCGUUUCCUCGCUGGAAUUUAUAUCGUUAUCUUCUAACCAACUCUCCUCCAUUCAUUCCGACUCAUUUUCUGGCCUCUCCAAGCUCCAGAAAUUGGACUUGUCGCGAAAUCACUUAGAGAUGCUGCUGUCAAACGUGUUCCGUUCCACCCUGGCCCUCGUGUCACUCAACUUGGCCAACAACCGGAUCAACUCCAUCCCUGCCGACCUUCUCCGUGACCUUGCCUCCUUACAGGAGCUCAACUUCAAGAGUAAUUCCCUCUCCUACCUCCCCGUCGGCCUCUUCCAGUCUCUCGCGUCACUCCGAGACCUCAAUUUGAAGCACAACACAUUGGCCGAACUGCACUCUCGACUCUUUUCCGGCCUCGAUAAAUUGGAACAGCUUCGCCUCAGCUCAAAUCAGAUCCGAUCUUUUGAUGAAACCACUUUCGACAAUUUAAUCGAGCUUCGUGGCCUUGACUUGAGUUCGAAUCGGAUUUCGAAGCUGCCCUCCAGGUCUUUGCGAAAUCUUCCACACUUGGAGAAAUUCGAGGCGAGGGAAAACAGGAUUUCAGUCGUGGACUCGGGCGUCCUCUCCAACACGGAGGGUUUGCACAUCCUCGACCUGGCGCACAACGCGUUGACAUCAAUUCCGAGCGAAAUGCUCAAGAGCAACUCUCUCCUGAAAGUGGUCGACUUGAGUCACAAUCAGAUUGGUCGAGUGGACGGGGAGACCUUCACAAAGUUGGGCUCUCUUAUGGAGCUUUACCUCAAUGACAACAAGAUUAGCAGUAUCCCAACGGGAACAUUCGCCAACUUGAGCUCUCUGACCAUUGUCGAUUUGGACGGGAAUGACGUGGAGGAAAUUCUUCCCGAAACUUUUGCCAAUCUUCCCCGACUAAUUUAUCUACGGUUGAGUCGUAAUCGAGUCAAACGUGUGGGUCGGGGUGGGUUCUCAAACCUCGUUUCGCUGGAUGGUCUGGAUCUAUUCAUGAACGAACUAGAGGAAAUUUCACCAGGAGGAUUUUCCAAGACUGGGGCUCUCAAGUAUUUGAACUUAUCGCACAAUAAUUUGGACUCUCUGCGGCGGAUGGGAAUCGAGUCUUUGGGGUCACUCGAAGUGCUAGAUCUUUCUUACAACAAACUUAGCUCUGUGGACACGGACGCCUUGAGACAUCUCAUUUGGCUCGUGGAACUUCGGAUGAAUGACAAUGGAAUCUGUUCUAUCCCCCUGGGUACUUUUGAUGGAAUGAGUCGCCUCAAAAUGCUCGUCUUAAGAAAUAACAGGCUUCGACAUCUGCUUGAAUCAGUGUUUUAUAAAUUGAGAAAUAAUAUUGCUUUCAUAGACGUCGCAGGGAAUCCACUACACUGUGAUUGCGAAAUGACGUGGCUAAGAAAUCUCGUGGUCCGAGAAGAGCUCCAAGAACUGACUGAUUCGAGCUGUGAUGCGCCCCAGGAGUUAAAAGGUGUGACCAUGAAAGUGGCUCGACCUGCACAAAUGGUCUGCACCCCCGGCUCCAAGUCCUCCAACUUUAUCCAGUCGAGCAAUGGGGGGGAUGGCGCUGAUGGGGACCACUGUCCACCUCUCUCACAAUCCAAAAGGAAGCCCCGACCCUCCUCCGUCACCCCCGAAGACAGACCAGCUUUAUUUGGAAAUCACGGUCAGGAAGAUUUUUACACCACUACCGGAAACGGAGACCAAAGUCUGGGAAAUUUGAGACACAAUAAUAGACGGAAAGAUGAAAAAUUGAUUGAAUCGAAUGAUUUCGUCUCUGGCGACACGCCCACGAUUUAUGCGGGGAGUAGCAGUAUCGCAACCUCCACGAAGGGUGGUCAAUAUAACGGCGAGCAGCCAAAAUCUGGUCAGAGUGGUGGCGUCCUCUCCUCAAUCUUUGGAAUCCCGAUCGAUUUUGGGUUCAACUUUGGAAUUUCGCCAGCAUUCUCCUGGACCGACAAGGACAAGAAGCCGGCUCGACCUGGAAAGUCCGCAACUGGAGGAUCGUCCUCCUCGCCCCCCACGCAGGACCCACUCCCACCAACUUGGCUUCAUCGAACACCUCUCUCUGGCGGAAAUGUGUACGAGGCGCCAGAGUAUCUGCCCAGAAAGCCAGCCCAGCCCUACAUCCCCCUCAGCGACUCCUCCUUGUCAUCGCCCCCCGUGGUGGAGCCCAGCGGAAGUGUGGACGUUCACAAAACGGUUCUUCCGCACAACCGGAAAAAGUCGCCUUCCAUCAAGUUCCCAUCCGAGUCACCAUCUGCUGGAGUCAAAUCCACGUCAUGGCGUCCAGACUACACUCCUCCAAACCCAGAGACAGGGUUCAUCCCCAUCGAGCCAUUCUUCCACGGACACGCCAACAACAACAACCAGGUCACAGCGUCCUAUCCCAGUAAAAAUAAGAGCAAAUCUACAGUGCCGUCUCAACCCCAUAAACAGCAAGGCGAACAUAGCCCGAGCACGGAGAGUUUUAACAACAAUGACUCCCCACCACGUGGCCAGAUGACGGGAUAUCGCGACGAGGACAAUCCAUCGUCAUCAUCCCCGUCGGAUGAGUCGUCGGAUGAUGAUGAAGAGACGAGAUACACACCCAUCAAAGUUCUCCAAACCACAGAGUCUCACCCCAUCAGUUCCUCCACGAGUAGCAGCACCAACAACGAAGAGAAGCCCAACAGGGAAGUUUCUCUCUCAGACUUUUGGAACAUUUUCAGCAGCAGCGGUGGGACCCGGGGAGCCUCCACAACGACCACAACGAAUAAAAGUACGACGUCCUCAUCAACGACAACGGAACGAGGUCAAAAUGCCAACGACGAAGGGGACGGUCGGGGUGGAACCGAGCAGGAAGUCAGCUACGAGGAAGAAUCUUCGGAACAAACUUCGUCCAACGAGCGGAACACGGGAAACCCAUUCAACUUUUCCGCCCCUGUGGACGCCCCUCUGACACCCACCGAGCCGGACGAGCAGGAGGAGGAGGAGUACAACAUCCCUUUCGGAGAACCAGCCCGACCAACACAAUCCUCACCUACCCAUCAUCGAGUGACUGGGAGGCCCACCAUCACAAAAAUUGUAGAGAGCGACCCUCCCUCCUUCCACACCCACCAGCACCAACAGAACAACAAGAAGCAACCUAUUCGAGGGGGUGACGACGAAGUAGAACAAGUCGCUUACAACGAGGUUGACCUCACACCAGACAUGACCAAUGAUGACGAAGGCAAUGAUCGUCGACGUCAUCCGCAGCAGGAGAGACCUCCAGAACCCCUGAUCCCACCCGUCAUCAUCGGCGACACGUCUGCCGAGCCGCGUGACUGGUACUACACCAAUUAUCACAAGACGGAACCAAGUAAGGACGCGGAUCAGGUGCUCGAACGCCUUUUGGAGAGGAGCAAUAAAUUAAGACAGGACACGACGACGGUCGAAAACAGUGCAGCGUCGUCGUCACGCUUCUUACUUCUUCGUAAUAAUCUCACUAGCUUACUUUCACUUUCAGUACUUGUCCUGCAGCGUCGAAUAAUUUCUGGUUAAUAAGAACUAUAAUUUUAUUAGUAUUUACGGUUUCUCAUGAAUUUUUUUUAUACUAACUAGUUUCACAGUGAAUAAAUAUACGACGAUAAUGUUACGAAUUAAUGGAUAUUUUAUUGGAAACGGUU
This is a messenger RNA of Folsomia candida, 5730 nucleotides long. RefSeq names its product protein artichoke (gene atk). The record is from RefSeq and is a predicted model, not a curated record. Bases 674 to 5605 code for a protein of 1643 amino acids. Gene Ontology annotation, molecular function: protein binding. The transcript is spliced from 13 exons. NCBI's taxonomy places the organism in Eukaryota, Metazoa, Arthropoda, Collembola, Entomobryomorpha, Isotomidae.